UCCUGUUAAGAUGGCAGCGCCCGUGUAAGUCCGUGUCCUGAUCUGUCAGUUUUCUCGACCUGGCUUGUCAUGGCGAGGUUACUGUGUAACCGUUUGAGGGGAUGCCGGGGGCUUCCGGUGACAGGUCUAAUGUCCUUUACGCACAAGGUUAUGAGCGCUGGCCUCCGAACAUUUGAAAUCCCUCCUGAUUAUUCUGGAGUCGGUACGAAAGACCGUCAAAAACUAAAGUUUGUGAACAAGGUUCCUGACCUUGUUAAGGUUAAAAAGGAGCCAAAGAACCUACAGGACAUCCGGGGGCCAGCACUCGAGGGUCGGGAAUUCCAAGAGGGCCAAUAUGGUAUUGUGGCUCUGGGUGGAGGUUACUUACACUGGGGUCACUUUGAGAUGAUGCGCCUGACGUUGAAUCGUACUCUCUCACCCCGCACCACAUUCAGCCGCUGGUUGGUGGCCCCUCCCUAUAAGCCUGUUACACGAAAAGGACUUGGCCAGCGCAUGGGAGGUGGCAAAGGAGCUGUAGAUCAUUAUGUCACACCAGUCAAGGCAGACCAGCUGAUACUGGAGGUGGGAGGCCGUUGUGAGUUUGAGGAGGUGAAACCAAUAUUAAGUCAAGUUGCCAAGAAACUCCCCUUUCCAGCCCAAGCUGUAAGCAGAGAGAGCCUAAGAGAGACACGAGAGAACCUCAAGGAGAGGGAGAUUAACAAUCGGAACCCAUGGACAUUUGAACGUCUAGCAUCCUGUAAUAUGCUGGGGUGCAGGAAGUGGUUAAGUCCAUAUGAUCUCCAGUUUAAGGGCAGGUUCUGGGGGAAACGCCAUCUGCCAAACAGAGUAUGAGAUCUAUUCGUCUUGCUCAAAAAACUUUAAAUCAAGGCAGGGUGUGCUGUCAAGAAUUUGCAAAACUUGUAGUGUCUAUGAUAAUGCCAUAAAGUUUUUUUUUUUCUUAUUCAAA
Messenger RNA from Spea bombifrons (plains spadefoot toad), 946 nucleotides. RefSeq names its product mitochondrial ribosomal protein L16 (gene MRPL16). The coding region runs from base 70 to 831 and encodes 253 amino acids. Gene Ontology annotation, cellular component: ribosome; mitochondrial large ribosomal subunit. The transcript has 4 exons. Lineage: Eukaryota; Metazoa; Chordata; Amphibia; Anura; Pelobatidae. Gene Ontology annotation, molecular function: rRNA binding; structural constituent of ribosome. The record is from RefSeq and is a predicted model, not a curated record. Gene Ontology annotation, biological process: mitochondrial translation.